Molecule: messenger RNA, 2540 nt
Organism: Perognathus longimembris pacificus (Pacific pocket mouse)
Lineage: Eukaryota; Metazoa; Chordata; Mammalia; Rodentia; Heteromyidae
Gene: Ifnlr1
Product: interferon lambda receptor 1
Exons: 6
Coding region: 165-1850 (561 amino acids)
Molecular function (GO): protein binding
Source: RefSeq, a predicted model, not a curated record
UGUAUCAGGAGCCAUUCCAUCCAGGCUGGUUCGGGGAACCCGGAACAUGCGGAGGGAGACCUUGAAACCCUCUGGGCUUUUGCCUUUGGAGAUCCAGGGCAACAGAGCCAUCAAGAUGGCCGCUGCUCCGUGGUCCCUGCUGGAACCCUCGGGGGUCUCUUGUCAUGACACAAAUGUCAUGGAGAGGAGAAGGGACUGAAAAACGGCCAGUGGCCGAUCACUUCAAGCAGCUGCCUUGCUGUCUUGCUGCCCUGCAGCUCUCAGUGGCUAUGUCUGGACCAGCCCUGAGUUCCAGGCCUCAUGAUCUCUUCUCCCACACAGGGAUACCCAGGCUAGCCCCUCCUCGGAAUGUGACUCUGUUCUCCCAGGACUUCGGUGUGUACCUGACAUGGCUCCCAGGGCUUGGCAACCCCCAGAACGUCACCUAUUUUGUGACCUACCAAGGCCUCAUAACUCCCAAACGGUGGCGGAAAGUAGAGCGGUGCAAUGGAACCCAGGCACUGCUGUGUCCCCUGAUGUGCCUGGAGAAGCAGGACCUGUAUACCAAGUUCAAGGGACGCGUGCAGGCUGUGUCUGCCAAUGUCAAGUCUCCAAAAGUCGAGUCCGAGUACCUGGACUACUUUUUUGAAGUGGAGCUGGCCCCGCCCACCCUCGAGUUCACCUGGAUGGAGAAGAUCCUGCGUGUCAACGCCUCCUACCAGCUGCCCCCCUGCAUGCCCCCCAUGGACCUGAAGUAUGAGGUGGAACUCUGGGCAGAGGGCGCCAUAAACAAGACGCUGUUUCCUGCCACCCUCUAUGGCCAGCCAGUCCACAUCCCUCUGAAGCGGAGAACAGGCAGACGCCACUGCCUCAGGGCCAGAACCAUCUACGCCACCACUUCCAAGUACAGCCGCUUCUCAGAGCCCAACUGCCUCCUCCUGGAAGCCCCAGGGGCCAGCUGGGCGGUCCUGGCGCUGCCCUCAGUCCUGCCUCUGCUGCUCGUACUGGCCAUUGGGGGCAUGAUCUGGAAAAGUGUCAAGGGGAACCCCUGGUUCGAGCUGGAGAGGAUGCCUCUGGCCCUGGAUUUUUCCGGAUGCAGACUCCCCACAGUAACCUGGCAGCCCAGUGGGGCAGAGUCACUGGAUGAUGUAAUCCUCUGUCCCCCAAAGGAACUGCCCAGAAGAGCCAGGCUGGCACCCCGAGUCAGGUGCCCCCCCACUGGACAGGCAGGCUCAGUGGACAGUGCUGAGGAUGAGGACGAGGACACGGAUGUCUGUGACAGCUUCCACGACUACCUUUCCUCACCCCUCCUCCUGGCCCAGGAGCUCCACCCAGCAAGACCCUCAGACGAGUCUAGGGUGUGCUCCGGGGGGACCUGGAUACCCCCAGGCCCGUGCCCAGGCUCCCCUGCCUGGGAUUCCUCACCCGGGAGCAGCCCCAGCACUGGGGACUCCUCGUUCUUGGAGGAGGCCGGGUCCCCCAGCUGUGUGGUCGCGGAGUCAGGCCAGGGGCAGGGUGGGGACAGGUGUCAGGACUCCGUUGCUCUACUGGACUCCUCAGAGGACUCCGGCUCCCCGGAAGAGCCCCAGAAAGAUGACCUCUCCUGGUGGACCACCUGGGGCUCCCCAGCCCCACAGCGGAGUCUGGUUCCUGGGGAACCCCCAGUUUCUCUUCAGACAUUCACCUUCUGCUGGGGCAGUGGUCCUGAGGAGGAGGAGGAAUGGGAAGAGGAGGAGGAGGAAGAGGAGAGUGAGAGGGGAUCAGAACCUAACGACAGCAGCACUGGCAGUGGAGGGGCUGAGUACCUGCAGAAGGCCCAGUUCAAGGGUGGGGUGCCAGGACAUUACCUGGCCAGGACAUUACCUGGCUAGCCGAGGCCUCCCACCUAGUCUGGCGCUGCUGCCACAGGCCAGGUGUGGCACAGCCACACGCUUCCCGGAGGCCACCAUCUGAGCUGAGCAGGAAGAUGCCGCCAGUUCCUAUGACGGGGCCAUGGCCUUAGAUCAAUCUGCAGGAAAGAUGUAGGUACGGAUGGGCCAAAGUCAGCCUGGAGUCCUCAUGGGAGGUUGGGUGCCAAGGGAGGUCCCACGGGAGGCACGUCUGGUGUGCCAGGGCCUCGUCUCCCCGCCGAGUGAUUCUGGAUGACCCCCACCCCCAGCACCCCCAGCACAUAAUGAGAGGAGUUGGAAGAUAGUAGCAGGGUCGUCCUUCAGAACCUGGUCUUCAGAGGCAUGGCAUGGCGCUGUUUUUAAUGACAGACACAUCUAGGUUCAUACCCCAGCCCUGCUGUUUCCCCUCCCUCGUUCUGCCUCUGCCGUCUGGGUGCAGCAAGGAUCCCGGCAGGCCUUGGGUGUGAGAAGCGCGGGCCUGACAUGUCAGUGGUGCUCUCUGAAUGGUGGCUGGCAGGAUCCCCCAUCUGCCCAGAUCCCACCUGGGACCCCUAAGCCCAACCUGGCUGGAAGCCCCCACCUUCCAGGCGGUCUUCCCCCUUCCUUCCACCUGGUCCCACAAGGUUCAGCUUGGCCCCUUGCCUCCCACCCCCAUGGGGUCCACCCGUCAAG